ACCCCUCUAUUUAUAGAGGAGAUUUCAUAAUACUAUCCCACACAUUUCGGGAAGUUAUUCUGUAUAUGUAAAUAAAUUUAAUGGCAUUAAAAGCCUGUAAUCCUAUAUACAAGGAAACGUCCCUUGAAGAUCAGGGGGCGUAUAACUGAAUAACAAAUACCCCUUUAUUAUAGGGGAUUUACAACAAUGAAUGUAGACCGCGUCUCUCCAAAAUGACUCAUUAGGAUAUUCAAAGUUAUCAAUCUACAUUGUCAGUGCCGUGCCCACCCAGGUCUCUUACUGACUUUCGAGCUGUAGCGUUUCCCCGAGAUCAUGUGGCUUCGAGCUCAUACUUAUGUCAGGCUCGGAGCCCCUGAUCCGAGGUCAUCCGAGAACAGACGUACUUCGAUGUCUGCCUUUCGGGCUUGUGAGGAUUUCGAGGCUACCAUAUUCGAGGUUGCCCCUGCUUUGUAGGUUCGAUGCCUAGGUGGCGGACACGUCUUCCAGACAUUACAAGCCCAUUCCUGACGAAUCCAGCUUUCGAGAUCACAAUUCUUAAGGCUCGAAAUCUGGGUGUAACAUUUUGCCCCCUCAAAAGUAUUUGUUCGAAUCCUUAUGAGAAUGAAACUUUUGAACUACUUUCUUCGAGAACCACACGGUCACACAUACUUGAGGGUGAACACGCGUCAGUCGGGCAUUGCUCAUCCAAGGUACUCGAGUACCUUGGAAAUCUACCCACGAUCGUUCGCCUGCCACCUUUUCGGUGCCAUCUUGUCAUUUGUCCCUCGCCGUCGGAUUUUAUAAGGAUUCUGGCCAAUGGCUCAGAUUAAUCCCUUUUUACAACUUUUUACUAUCUAUAUAUAAGGCCUUGGACAUCUUCUUCCUCUUAUUUUACACUCAUCAGAGAAAAAAGAAAGAGAGACAAAACCAAAAGCCAUCCCAGAGAGUUUUUUGCUUUUGCAUGUUCUCCCAGCCAAAGAAACAAAGGACCACCAGUUUGUUCGAGACCGUAAGGUUAUACCUGCAGCCUCUCCUUCAAUCAACGAUUUCUCUGCAAUCGCCAUCAUUGUGUAAGUAUCUGAUGAUCUUUUCGUUUUCCUUUAUGCCAGUUUCUGUCUGUGUUGUUCUUUUAUUUUUGGGAAUGUGCUGGUUUAUUUUUUAGUUUGACAUGCUAGGAAGCUCUGGCCGAUAGGCUUUCAAGUUUAAGUCUCCAUGCUAGGUUUAAGUCACUGGUUCCAAAUCCAGUUUUGAUGUAGAACAAGGUCUCUUUUUUUGGGUUUUCAAAAUUUAAAAGACAUAUCUUGCACACCAAGAUAUCGGGUACAAAAUCUUGGUUUUAAAGAAUGCACGAUACCCAAGACUACCAUUUCUGAAUAACCGUCACCUUUUUCCCUGAUAUUUCGGGAUUCUCAAAAACUCGAUCCACUCCCCUCCUUUUUCUCGUAGAAUACACGUUCCGACUCUUAAUCGGGUUUCUAGUAUCGAUCUCGUUUCGUACCCAAGCACUCUCCGAGUUUGUCUUGCCAAGCUCGUAAUUCUUGAAUCCUUGCAUGCAUGGCCCUCACCAUUUUUUCUUUCUCGCUAGAUGUCACAGAAUCUAGAAAGACGGUGGGGGUCGCUACUGGCAAUUCCGUAUUCGCCAAAAACUCCGAGCCCAGAAUCGCUGUUUGCUCGGAACCAACGUCUGAUUCGUGAAUACGAUCUCGCGCGCGAACAGGAAGAAACCCGAGCUCACUAUCGCCGCCAAAUCGUCGAGGCAUAGAAAAGAAGAGGAGAACCCUUCAAGAGGCUCUUUAUCCGGAAUCUGAUUCAGGACCCAGGCCGAUCCACCUCGACCCUAGGUUAAAAGUGACCAUCGCGUACAACCCGGGAGAGCUCCAAUUUUCACUGAUGGGAGAGCCCUCUACCUCGCAACCGAGAAGGGAGUUCUUCGAGGCCGAGCAUUACUGGAGCUCGGUUACCUCGCUAGGCCAGAUAAAUGAUAUCCUGGCCUUCCACGGUCUCAGACUGUCAGGCUCCUUAAGGUGUCGAGCUCCUACUUCUAGCGAACGAAGCUGCUAUGCUCCAGGGGAUGGAAAUCCUGAUAACAAGCUGAGGUAUGCGGCUUGGAGUCAGGAGCAUAUGAAGGCAGGAGCGUUACUGCCUUUGAAGUCUUUCUUCAAGGACUUCACGGACUUUGCUGGGUUGGCUCCAUUCCAGCUCAACACUAAUUCUUACAGCGUUCUGUCUGCCCUGAGGUCGUUAUACCACGAGUUGAAGUGGGAAGGACCUUCACCAAAGGAGAUCAUGUAUCUCUUCUGUCUGAAAAGCAAUCCCUCCCGAGCUCAGGGAGGAGACGGCUUCUACUAUCUUUCGAGCUACCCCAAGGAGAAAAAGGUGUUCGAGGACCUUCCCAACCAUCCUCCUGACUUUAAGAAGGCCUUCUUUUGGACAGAUGGCCUAUCCCCGUCUCGAUACUAUUCAUUAAGACGGAUUCGUAAGUACCCUAACCUUCUUUAUCUCUGUGCUCGGACUUUUGUCUGUAGGCUCGUACUUAGUUGAAAUGUGUUUUAUUUUCCAGCCAACUAUCACCGUCCUACUCCGACUGACGAGAUGAAGGAGCACAGAGAGACUCUGCUCCAACUCCCUUAUGGCAGGAGGUCCCUUUCAUAUCUUCUGCAUAAGGGUAAGCUCCGAACUUGCGGGCUCUUGGGAGAGGACCAGUCCACCUCGGAUUGGUCCAACAAAAAGUACGACCGUUGGGAGCUUGUGCCUCUGCCAACAGGCAUCCUCCCUCCAAGUAGGGAGGUGAGGCCCCCACCUCCGGUUCGCCGAAGGAGCCCACAAUCAGGGAACGAGGUCAACGACGAAGCCUCGAGCUCGGGCUCGGAUGAUCAAGGUACAGUCAUUCUAAGCUCGAAAAUGUGGUCCCCCACCCUGUUAAAGCACAAACCCGAUAGGCUAGUUCUGUGCGAAGACGAUAGGAACCACUUUUAUGUGUGGGCUUGGGUAGAUGAGCGGGUUCAUAGGUUCGAUAGCUGGCUCGGGCAAUACGAUACUAUGUAUAGCCUGAACGGGUAUGGAACGGAAUAGCCGUCCAAUACGGGACCAAUGAUUAUAGGGACCUUUCGAGGUUGACAUCUACAUAUAGGGAAGGUACUCCCCCCGCCUCCUCUGAAGAUGGGGGAAUUUCAUGGUCUCCGAGCUCAAGCUCGGGGGAGAGUUCCAGUUAGGUCUUUCUCUACUUGGUUUUUUUUUUUUUUUUUUUAUCUUCCAAGUUUGUUAGCACUAUGCUUAACUUCGAUUGGAACUGUGCAGGUGCUAUGGAUUCCGACCUUGAAGCCGUGCUCUUCAGCGAUGAGGGAGCUCAAAAGAGUAAGCGCCCGGGAGGCUCGCGGAAAUCAGAUCGGCCAUCUAAAGUCCCCAGGCGCACUGAGAAGACCCCAACGGCUCAAACUGCUGCAAGCACAGCUGAGGAUCCGAAUGCCCAGGUCGAUGCAUCUGUCUCGAUCGCGCCCGUUACGCUUCCUCCAGCCGCAACUCUCCUAACAAUCGGCCGACCUCCAAAGAAACCCUCAAUCUCCAAGGCACUCCUGCCGUCGGCCCGACCUCAUGUUGAAGAGUUCGUGCUUGAUGGUACUGCUGGGAUCCACGGAGCUAUACUUGGCUCGGACGUCCUUUCUCGAGUGGGUCAGAGUUUUUCAGGAUUCGGCGCUGACCACUGGGACUUUGUGAAUAAGGCCCCAGACUGUAAUGCUCUCUAUGAUAAGAGUAUUGAACUUACUGCCGCAGCCUUCGUCAUCUCGGCACAACUUAAUUAUAAGCUGACCAAUGAGGUGCACACGAGCAUGUCUCUAGCCCAAGAGUCGAGGGAUCUCCAGCUUAAAACGGCUGAUGAACUCAAAGACUCGAAGGCCGAGCUUGAAAAGGUGAAAACUCGUCUUGCGGAGCUGGAGAAGGCUAAUGCCAAACUCGAGGAGGAGAAAGCUGCCACUUUCGAGAUAAUGGAAAGCGAGAAGGCCCGAAUCCUUAACGAGUUCAAAGAGAAUAAGGAAAAAGCGGUCGACCAAGCCAUGUACAAAAUCUAGGUUGAUAAUGCCGACCUCGACACCAGCUUCCUAGGUCCUCUUGAGGCGAAGUUUGUAGAGCAGUGGAAUGUCCGACUUGAGGCGGAUGAGGCUGCUCGGGAGACUGCUCGGGGGGCUGCUCAGAAGGAUAGUCAUGCUAUUCGUCCUGAGGGGUCUAGUGUCGCUAAUGCUGAGAAAGCCAAGGAAACUGCUCCUUCCUGAACCUCACCUCGGGGCUGCGUCCCUUUGUUUUUGUAAUUGUUUUAAUUUAUGCCCGUAGGGCUGGUACAAUUUCUUUUUAUUUUAAUACAUAUGCUUUACAUUUCUUGGUUUGAAAUAUUUUGCACAUUUUAUAUUAAAGAACCGCGUAUGUUUAUUUAUUCGUACAAACAUAGUUUGGAUUUUAGGCUCGAGGCCCAAUGCAUUCAUGCACCGUUUGCUCGAAUUAUCCGCUUCCGAUCUCGUUAUUCAUCAAGGUCGGAUAUUACUUUAACCAUGAACCCGAAAGUACUUGUAUGGUGUGUAAUGCAAAUGGUUUAGUUAUAUCUUAUUAUUUAGUUACUUUUUCUGGUCCUCGGUUAUUUCUCCGAGGUUUUGAGUUCGAAACUAUUUUUCUAUAAGAUACUCCAGCCUCGAUCUCGACUUAUCUCGAAGUAGGUUUAGGUUCCAACUUAUCGUCGAUUAGUUCUAGCUGGUUUGCUCCAAACCUUUUAAGGUUGUGAUUGGUAUCUCGACUCUGCCCCCAGUAACCUUUUGCUGAUGUAAUAGACGGGUCUCUGUACCUUUUCUUCUUCUCGCACAAGCACUGUACUUAUUGCGUGUUCAGUGGUGGAAAGAUAUAAGUAUAGUACCUCUCCCGUAAUAGGUUUUGAUAAGAUGGGGGGUUCUGCGAGGUGCUUUUUAAGCUCCUGGAAGGCCAGCUCGCACUCCUCCGUCCAUUCAAAUUUCUUGCCUCCUCUCAAAAGGUUGAAAAACUGAAGACAACGGUUUGUAGAUUUCGAUAUAAACCUACUUAGUGCCGCCAUCCUGCCGGUCAAACUUUGGACAUCCUUGUGUCUUCAAGGUGAGGGCAUGUCGAUCAGGGCCUGGAUCUUGUCAGGGUUGGCUUCUAUUCCACGAGCGUUUACAAUAAAGCCCAGGAAUUUUCCUGAUGAUACCCCGAAGUUGCACUUCUGAGGAUUUAGUUUCAUGUUAUACUUCCGGAGCACGCCAAAGCAUUCUUCGAGGUCGUCAACAUGGUUAUCGUUAAGUUGAGACUUGACUAGCAUGUCAUCAACAUAAACUUCCAUGUUGUUCCCUAUUUGCUCUGAAAACAUUAUAUUCACAAGCCGCUGGUAUGUGGCCCCAGCAUUCUUGAGCCCGAAUGGCAUGACAUUAUAACUGUCCUAGAUAACACCAAAGGCCUCAUUGGAAGAGAUCCAAAUGGCACACAAGCCACGCCUUUUGAUUAUGGAUCUGGACACGUAAACCCAGUUGCAGCUAUAGAUCCUGGACUUAUAUAUGAUUUUAAUUCUCGCGACAUUAUAAAUUUUCUAUGUAGCACUGGUGCAAGCCCUUCACAACUGAAAAACCUCACAGGGGAUGUAGUCUAUUGCCAGAAUCCUCCAAUACCUUCCUACAACUUUAACUAUCCUUCCAUUGGUGUGGCUAGUCUCAAUGGAAGUUUAUCUCUUUACAGAACCGUUACUUAUUAUGGAAGUGGCCCAACUGUCUAUGUUGCUUGUGUGGAUUCCCCAAUGGGUGUUAAUGUGGCAGUUUACCCAGCUAAACUGAAGUUCACAAACACUUGGGAAAAGAAGACCUUCAGGGUUGAUCUUGCCCCCAUUACGAGCAGCAACGGAAGCUUUGUGUUUGGAGCUUUGACAUGGAGUAAUGGCAUUCAUAGUGUUAGGAGUCCAAUUGCCCUCAACGUAGUUUAAUCAUAUGAGAACAAGUGCUUCACAGCAGUUUCAGAUAUUAAUUUAUAGAGCAUGAGCUUGAUAAUUUGGUUUUGUAUCAAAAUGGCAACUGGGCAGAAAUAAAAACAAUUACAGUGUGGAUGCCAAAAAUCCACCAAAAAGAAACUCUUUAGUCCCUCGUUGGAACAUAGGUGUUGGUGCUCAGAAUCUCAUCAAGAGAAAAUGCAAGGCCGAAGCAGGCCACCAUCUCGCGAGGCCAAUCAAGGGUGAGGCCACCCCAUCUUGCAAGGCCACCAUUCCGCGAGGCCACCGUUCCGCGAGGCCCUCCCGUCUCGCGAAGCCACCAAUCCGCGAGGCCACCCCGUCUCGCGAGGCCACCCCGUCUCGCGAGGCCACUGUUCCGCGAGGCCCUCCCGUCUCGUGACGCCACCGUUCCGCGAGGCCCUCCCGUCUCGCGAAGCCACCGAUCCGCGAGGCCACCCCGUCUCGCGAGGCCACCGUUCCGCGAGGCCCUCCCGUCUCGCGAAGCCACCGAUCCGCGAGGCCACCCCGUCUCGCGAGGCCAACAUUCCGCGAGGCCCUCCCGUCUCGCGAGGCCAACAUUCUGCGAGGCCCUUGGGCCACUCCCACCAUGCCCAUGCGCGAGGUCGAGGGAAGCUGCGAAGCCGUCAAUGGCGCCCCAUGCGCGAGGCCGAGGGAGGCUGCGAGGCCGUCUAUGGCUCCCCAUGCGCAAGGCCGAGGGAGGCUGCGAGGCCGUCUAUGGCGCCCCAUGCGCGAGGCCGAGGGAGGCUGACACCCCGUCACUUGACACGUAUGGGCCCAAGACCCCUACUCAACGCCACGGCCAGUACGGGCACCAAGGAUCCCCUUUCUCACACCUCGAAGUCCCUAUGCUUAGGAGGUCUAGUACGAGUCGAAUGAGACAUAUUUGUACGACCAAGUACUAAGUACGGAUACCAGUGCCAGUGAGAUUGCUGGGGUAAGGAUCAUGGUCCGUAUGUCUACGACCAUAGGUCAGAACCGACACCACUACCUCCUGCGCCAAUACGCCUGCCACCACGCACCAGGCAGGGGUAUAGACAAGUAGUGGAGACAUCCCCUGACACCUGCCCCUAUACGGGAUGUACAACCACAACCUCUGAAGCCACUCCUCUAGUACAGUACGUAUGUACCACUUGGUCCCCUGGGCCACUAUGUACCUAAGGCCAUUAGAGCCUACUAUAAAAGGAACUCCAAGGCCACCUGAAAGGGGGUUAGAAAAUUCAUUGUAUGCAGAGGCCAUUAAGAAAUAUACAUUUUUUCACUCCA
This is a messenger RNA of Humulus lupulus (European hop), 7231 nucleotides long. RefSeq lists its product as uncharacterized. NCBI's taxonomy places the organism in Eukaryota, Viridiplantae, Streptophyta, Magnoliopsida, Rosales, Cannabaceae. The transcript has 2 exons. The record is from RefSeq and is a predicted model, not a curated record. Bases 3249 to 4046 code for a protein of 265 amino acids.